This is a messenger RNA of Bursaphelenchus xylophilus (pine wood nematode), 8672 nucleotides long. Lineage: Eukaryota; Metazoa; Nematoda; Chromadorea; Rhabditida; Aphelenchoididae. The record is from the annotation of a GenBank genome assembly.
AUGGCGAUCCCGGCGGCUAGGCUUUGUUUUCUGGCGCUAGGCCUGCUCGGAGUGCAGUGUAAGUUCUGUGAGUUUUUUACUACUUUUUUACUUGCUCUGUAACAUUUUAUAAAUUUAUUGACUAUGCUUUUUUAACAGUAUGCGAUGUUUUAACCAAAAUUUUUGGAUUUUUGAGAUAUUUCAAGUUUUCGUUGUGGGACACAAAAUACAUAAAAAAAUUGAGAAAUUACACUAUGCCAAAGAACAGGAGAGGAUUAAGAAACUGUCCUUAUUAUUUUUACACUUUGUAAAAUACGACUAGCUCAACUUUGCUUCUAUUUUUCUCAUUUCAAGAAAAAAUUUUGGGUCCCACCACGAAAACAUGAAAGGUCCCAAAACUAGGAUUUUUUGAUAAAAAAAUGCUUUAAGCUGCUUGAAUUAUGACAAUUAUGACAAUCUGUGUCGAUUUUUUCAUUUCAAAGUAACAAUUUUGGGUCCCACCCCGAAAACAUGAAAGGUCUCAAAACUUAAAUUUUUCGAUAAAAAAUGCAGUCACUUGCUUCAAUUAUGAAAACUAAAUCUUUUAGAUGGUCUUUCAAACAGCAUAGAAGGCAGUGGAGAGGAGGAACUGGUCGACAACCUCGGCUUCGAACUCCCCGCUCACUACAAACUGGAACGACAGCUGAUGAAGUACUACAAUAACCGGAUAUUACCUCGACGAAAAGCCGCGUGGUCGGUCAAGGUCAAAUUUAGGAUUGCUUUGUAUCAGAUUGUGGAAGUUGUAAGUUGAAUUGUAGUUUUUGGGUUAUGGUAUGUAAUUAUUUUGUAGAACGAACCUCAACAGUAUAUCAUUUUGAACUCAUGGAUUGUGGAGGUAAGGGGGACUGAAAAGUCGUCAUCGUUUACAUAUUUUUUUGAAAUUUCAAAAAAAUUUUUUCUUAAUUUAGAGUUGGAAAGACGAUUUCCUUUUUUGGGACCCCGCAAAAUACGAGAAUAUCACCGAAAUUAUCUUGCCAGCCGAAAGUUUAUGGACUCCGGAUACAACUUUGUACAAUUCGUAAGUUAUAUAGUAUAAAGCUAUUAGUCUGGGGAAAAUAAUGAGCACUCUGUCGCUGCGCCAAUAGCGUCGCUGGAUUGAAAGGCAAUUUGAUUUUUGCUUUUCACUUUAUUUUGCCAGUUAAACCUGUACAAAGGUUUAGCUAGAGGUGGCAAUCGGGCCGGGCCGAUUUUUGCGGCCCGCAAAAACAAAAAAGUUGGGUAAAAGUCUUUGCACUUUCUACUGGAAGUUUUUAUGCUUUCCAGAAGUUUUUUACGUGUGUAUGCGUGACAUUAAGAAGUGUAGUCGGAUGACUGGAACAUCCGUACAGAUAGCUAAAACCUAGCCAUAAAGUUGGACUGUGUUGAAUUUUUUUAUCCUAUAGGAAGUUAGCUAAAAAUAUGGACGUUAUAAGGCUACAUGGUUAACCAAAAACUGUUUAAAAACUUUCAUUUACAUCAAGGAAUCAAAAUUACAGUGAAAUUUUUAAAUUGAUCAUAAAAAAAUUCGAAGAUUUUUGCCCCACCCUUGCAUAUUUGGGUGGGAUUUUAUAUAUGCAUAAUAAGUUACAUAUACAUACUAUACAUAAUUUUAAAAGGUAGUAAAACAGCGUAUAAGUCAAAAAAGGUUUAAUUAAUUUCCAUCCAUUCUACAAAGCAUUUGUGCUUUAUUUUGCUGGUUUAGCAUUAAAAAAUUUUUACUUAUCUACCUUCCGGGCCGGGCCGAAGCGGUCAGGCCGGCCCAGGGCUUUUUCAAAUCUGCUCAGGCCCGGGCCAGCCCGAUUGCCACCUCUAGGUUUAGCUGCGCCAAACAAAAAAUAAUAUUAAUAUUGGCGUUUCAGCCUUUCAAUGUCGGACUCUGAGAGUCGCCGGAUUCAGAGUAUCAAAGUCACCACUCUUCCCCACAAACGCACCGCUCAAAUCGAGUUCCUCUACCCCACGUUGUACAAAUUCAGCUGCACAUUGGAUUUGAGGAUGUUUCCGUACGAUGAGCAGGUAAGCGGCGAUCUAAAGAAGCUCUAAUGAUAGAGUAUAUCUAAAUGAUAGAGUUUCAAACUUCUCAUAUGAUAAAAAAUAGAUAGUCAGAUGAAUUGUUCGUAUUUUACGUCUUGAAAUCAUCAGCUUUUGAUGGUUUUUAAGAUGGAAGUUGAAAAAGCGUUAAAAUUUUUCGGAAUUGAAGAUAAACCAAAGUUAUCAGUCUGUCGGGAAAAUAAUGAGCACUCUGUCGCAUUGAAAAUCGCAUCAAUGUCGAGAAAAUGAAUUGUGUCGCGGAAAAAUCAAAUUACUUUUCACUUCAGCGACACGAUUAGCGCAGUAAAAUUGUGCUCAUUAUUUUCCCGACAAGCCGAAAAGUCCCGCAGAUUUAUCACAAUUCUAUAUAUUUUCUGUCCAAAUAGCAGACGUCGUAUUUUACCAUUCUGAAAUAAUUUCACUGGCUUCAAAAAAGCGUAUUUAUUUUACCUAUUAUAUAUUCUCCUCGCAUUUUACUCCCCCUCUUGCUUUUCAUUUUCCAUCCAAAUAAUUAUGAUUUAAUUUACCCCGCACCCCGCCUAUCUCCAACUUUGACCCGAACAGACUCUGUGUAAUGUGAUUUCGAAGGGCCAAUUUUCCGAUAUCGGCCUCCUGGGACUUGAAACUUUUUUCUCUUUUUUUUUGUCUCAAAAAAUGUCGGGAUUGCAAAAAAGUCAAGCUAAAAAUAAACUCACAAUACGUAUAUCUACAGUUUUUUUUGCAGUUCUGCGUGCUGACCUUUGGCAGUUGGACGCAUGACAACAAAGCCAUUGACUACCAGCCGAAUAAUGGGACAGAUGCGGCAAUUGGGGUGGAAAAUUGCAUCGAAAACGAGGAAUGGAAUAUUAUUCAGACCUCAGGUAAACAAAAAUAUUUACACGGUGAAGUUUAAUUGCGGUCUUUUGCGCCUUUAUCGGUCUUGAAACGAUUUUUUUUAUCUUGGCAUUCUGUUGCAAGGCAAUUUUUUGGUUAAGAAAUGGAUGUGGUUGAUUUUGAACACUCUUUGAGGCAAAUUAAUGCAAAAAAAAAGUUUUUUGACUCUCACCACGAUUCCCUGAAUUUUUGGCAUUCUGUUGCAAGGCAAUUUUGUUGGUUAAAAAAUAGAUGUGGUUGAUUUUGAAAACUCUUUGAGGCAAAUUAAUGCAAAAAAAAGUUUUUCGACUCCCGCCACGAUUCCCUGAAUUUUUGGCAUUCUGUUUCAACCCCCAAAAUUGCUCUAAAAUCGUAUUUUUUAGUGUCUCGCAUCGAAAGGAAGUACCGCUGUUGUCCAAACAACUACACACUACUCGAAUUUUACAUCAAUAUCCAAAGAAAACCGCUUUAUUACAUCACCAACCUUAUUACACCAACAGCUAUCAUCACAUUCAUCGCUAUCAUCGGGUUCUUCACAUCAGCCACGGUGAACCAAAUUCGUGCCGAAAAGAUUACACUGGGAAUUACUACGGUAAGAGAGUUUUGAUUUUGGAGAUUUAAAAAAAAUCGAAGUUUUCGUUGCGAGACCAAAAAAAUUCUUGAGUUGGCAAUAAAAUGAAAAUUUUACUUUUGAAUGUGAAAAUUUAGCCUAUGUAAAUCAUAAUAGACUCAAAUUUAAUAAGUUUUAUUACUUUGGAAGUUUUCGUGGUGGGACCAAAAAACUUGAUUUUAAUUUUUGAAUUUUUCUUAUUAUUAGGUUGAUGCAAAAGGAAUUGCGGAUUUUUUAAUUUAUUCGUAUUUUUUUAUAGGAUAGCUCAAUUCAAAAAUGGAAAAAGGUAUAUAGUAGUAAAUUUUAAGAGGAUUUUUUCUGUAUAUGUGCUAUUCUUAUAAAAGUUAUCAAACGUUACCAUAAGUUACCACGAAGGUACCCUAAACAUGUUAGUACAUUUUAAACCAAUUUUUUUACAUAUUUUUUGCGGCUUUAUCCAUUUUUGAAAAUAUUUUGAUAAAAUACGUUAUAUUCUAUCAAAAAACAAAAAAACCCCCAUUUUUGGCAAAGCGUUAAAACGCUAUCCCAAAAAUUCAAAUUUCAGCAAAUUUUACAAAUCGUGUCAUAUCUUUUUUUUAAUAAGUCCAAAAUAAAAAAUUCUUUUUGCUUUCGAUUAGUAACAACGUUUUUAAGGCUUUCGUGAAAAAAAGACAUCAAAAUCUUGAAUUUUAUUUUUUGGUCAAAAAAUGUCAAAAAAAUUAAUUUUUUUGAUUUUGAUGUUUUUUGUCACAAAAAUCUUAAAAAUGUUGUUACUAAUCGAAAGCAAAAAGAAUUUUUUAUUUUGGACUUAUUAAAAAAAGAUAUGACACGAUUUGUAAAAUUUGCUGAAAUUUGAAUUUUUGGGAUAGCGUUUUAACGCUUUGCCAAAAAUGGGGUUUUUUUGUUUUUUGAUAGAAUAUAACGUAUUUUAUCAAAAUAUGUUCAAAAAUGGAUAAAGCCGCAAAACAAUAUGUAAAAAAAUUGGUUUAAAAUAUACUAACAUGUUUAGGGUACUUUCGUGGUAACUUAUGGUAACGUUUGAUAACUUUUAUAAGAAUAGCACAUAUACAGAAAAAUCCUCUUAAAAUUUACUACUAUAUACCUUUUUCCAUUUUUGAAUUGAGCUAUCCUAUAAAAAAUACGAAUAAAUUAAAAAAUCCGCAAUUCCUUUUGCAUCAACCUAAUAUCAUCGUUAUCGUUUUGGCCAAUCUUUUUAGGUCAAAGAAACUUUGCGGAAACGUAUUUUACAUCCAAUUUUAGCUUCUCUCCAUGUCCAUUUUGAUUUUCAUGGUAUCCGAUAAAAUGCCGUCAACUUCUUCGUUUGUACCGUUAAUUGGUAAGUAGAACAAUAUAUCCGUCUGUCGGGAAAAUAAUGAGCACAAUGUCGUUGUGUCGCUGAACUGAAGAGUAAUUUAAUUUUUCCGCGACAUAAUUCAUUUUCUCGGCGGCGAUGCGAUUUUCGAUGCGACAGGAUGCUCUUUAUUUUCCCGACAAACUGAUCAUCCGUAUUUUACAACAUAUUUUUUAAAAGAUGUUUCCUCUUUUGAAACAAUAGUUUUUGACCAACCCAUCGAUCGGUCGAAAAGAAAAAAAAACUUUUUUUAGGAUGGUUCUACACCUCGAUGAUGUUACUCAUCUCUCUGGGAACCUGGGCGUCCGCCGUUGUAAUCUCCGUUCAGAAGAAGGGAAUUAUGGGCAAACGUCCACCAAUGAGAACAAUGAGAUGGGCGAGGAAGCUGGGCAAAUUGCUCCAAGUGGAAAUGCCGCUGCUGAUGAAGCAGGCUUACGUGCUGAAAGCGAAGGUAUAUUUUAAAUGUUUUUUGAUGUGGAUAACUGCGGGCAACCAAAAGGGAGUACUAACCACAGAUCGUAAAAAAAGUAUAUUUACUUUGGACCAAGACCGGGCCCUUAUUGUUAGCAAUUAUGGAAACUCAAAAAUUCUAGUAAUGUUUCUAUCACAAAUGGUUCAGUGAUCAGUGCCGGGAGCGUAAUUCCGUCUAUAUGUGUAUAGAAAAAGUCAUUAGAAACGAUAUGGCUCGUUAAAUCAAGAUGGGAACUCUUCAAGUUGUUUUUUAAUAAAAAAAAGGAAGGUACCCCAAGUGCAUGCAGGCUAACAGGGAAAGUAUUCCAAGUGCGACGCUCAGAUUUUGAUGAAACUUGGCACAAAUUUAGAAUAAGUUUUUCUAAGCUAACCGCGAGGAUCCUAGCUCGCGCUUUGUAGAAACGACCGAGAUUUUUAGAUCGAAAGUCGGCGAAAAUUUAGGACUUUUUGCCGAAUUUCGGCACGAAAAUUUUCAUGCCUAUUUCUUCCGUAAAAAAUAAUUUUUCUACAAACAAUCAAAUUUUUCCGCACGAAACUGUCAAAGUUAUGGCCAAAAAGCGCGUUUCUCUCUGACCGCUCUCCACGUUUAGCGUGCUCUCUCGGCGGCAAAAAUCGUUCGAUAUCUCGGCGGCGCCCGCAAAGCGCGAGCUAAAACUUUCAGGAAUUGAUAUUUAGUCCAUGCCCGACGUGUGUGUAAAAUUUAAAAAAAUCUGUGCGUCGCACCUGGAGUACUUCCCCUGUAAGAUGUUUUGGAAUUUAUGGCUUAAGCCCAACGUGUGCGCGCAAAAUUGAUAUAGAAAAUCUGAGAGUCACACUUGGAACACUAUCCUUCUUACAAUAAGAUUUAUUGAAAAAAUUGGUUUGAAAUUUCUCCUUAAAAACAGUCUCAGGAAGUUCAAGAUGCUUGAAAACGGACAGCCUUGUAAAAAAUUUGUGGUUUUUGUCCAAUCAGUCAAGAAAACGGUCGAAAAAGAUUUCUCAGGCCUUCGGCCAACGUGAUGAGUUCCCUGUCUGUUGCUGUUUUUCAAUUCGACGUGAAAAAACUUGUUAUUGAAACAUAAAUAACAUGGCAGAACGUAUUUUACAACCAUAACAUCCCAAGUAAUGAUUAACAAAUUUUCAGCGACGAAAAACAUUGUUCAACCUUCUCAGAUCGAACGAGUUUUUCGGCGGGAAAAAGUCCAAUUCUGACGAUAAAUUGGUAUUAAUUACAAUUAUUUUAAACUUUUACUAACAUUUCCGCUAACAAUUUACUAGCUGCAGAAUUACUUUAACUCCUUCGACUCUCCUUUACCUAUUACUCUUUAUUUUCGGCUAGAAAAUUGUAUGAAAAGCCUAAAAUACGCGCAUUUUCAGCAAGAAAAAUUGAUGAAACAGAACUCGCAGCGGCGUGGGUCGCUUUGGGCGAGGUCUUGGCAAAAACUGAGCAACUCGAGAUCCGCGACACCCGGCACAAAUUCAACGUUAGUGCCGCCGAGUAGUGAUGGUAAUAAUAUCGGACUGACGAGAUUAGCGUCUUUCCAACGACAACAACAACAAAUGGAAUUGUCGGCGCUGUCUGUUGGUGAGUAGAGCGUGGUGAUUCGUGCUAUUUACAGUUGUUAUCGAGUGGUUUAAUAACCUUUUUUUUUGCUUUUUAUAAUCCAUUCAAGCUAUUUUAGUGAUGUUUUGAAUAUGUUCUUUGCAAGGGAAGCCUUCAAAUGGGGUUUUUUUUUGAUAAAAAGUUUUAAAAAAAGGAAUGUUUUUUGCUUAUUUCGGUGUUAAAAUCUUUCAAACUCAAUGAGUAACAAUGCAGAUUGUAAGAUAUAUCAUUAUAUCUAGAUAUAAUAAUAUAUUGUACCACCUUGUACUAUACAGUACCAUGUGCAAAAAACACAUUUUUGAGAAGUGCUGGGCUUCAAAUCAACAGCAUUAACGCGUUAUGGCUCUAUUUUUACCUCGUGCUAUAUAGUACCACCUCGUACCAUACAGUACCAAGCGCUAAAAACAUGUUGUUUGAGCAGUACUAUGCACCAAACCAACAGCAUUAACAUCUGAAUGCAUAAUUUUUAAUUGUACUAUCCUGCAUGGGGGCAAAAACGUCCUGGGGACAAAACCGGUGUGGGGACAAAAAAAUAAAAAAAGUGGGGACAAAAACGUCUUGGGGACAAAACCGUCCUGGGGACAGAACCGGUCUGGGGACAAAAAGGCUCGAAAAAAGUGGGGACAAAACCGUCUUGGGGACAAAACCGGGGUGGGGACAAAACCGGGCCCAAUCGCCACCUUCCUUAGAAUUAGCAAAGAUUCGUGUUAUGCAUUGCACAGAAUUCAAUGUUUGGUGGUUAGCCUCUAAAGUCAUCAUUUGGGGGCUACUCCUUACCCAUCUAUAAGGAAAAAUUUUGUAUGACAUCCGCAAUUCUGUUUCACCGAGAUCUGAAUGGAAUUUCUAACACUCCCUAACUGUGCCGUUCCUCUUCUACUCCCUCGAACCUAACCCUCCGUACGUUUGCUCUGACUCUGUCGCUUCUUUCUUCCGACUUUCCUCUCUUUCCCAAGGUGUUCUGAGCACUGACGAUGUCCGAUUCGCAGAUGAGGGUGACGAAGAUCUGAUCGUGGACGACUGGGAAGGGACGCCGGUUCCGGCGACGCCAACACGGCUUCAGCCCAAUGGGGAGGUCUGGCCACCGGAGCCGCCCGAAUCUCCGCCAAGGAGAUCGCAUAGCGCGGCGACCGCGCCACUUGUAAGAGCGAUGAGUCGGAAAGCGACGAUUAUUCCGGAGAUUUCACUGGAUGGAAGUGAGUUUAAUGAGAUGAAUUUCUCAUUAAAAUGGCCUCUAAAAAGCGUAUAUAGCUCAGGACUUAUAAAUCUUUGUGUGUCCAGAAAAUGUGUCAUGAUGACAUUUGUUUAAAACCUUCCUAUGAUAUAAAAAACGGCUGUGAAUGGCUACUAGUACUUUCUAGAGUACCACAAAAAAAAUCGGUCUUAAAAAUUUCGUAAUUCGCAAUUUGGAUGACGGAUUUUCUGGAUUUUUUUCGCGACGGGAACUUUGCAAUGCCCAAAAUUGUUUGACUUGCUCUAGAGAGUACUUCUAGCCAUCUACAGCCGUAGCUUUUACCACUGGAACAUUUUGAACCGCUGUCAUCGUGACACAUUUUCUGGACAUGCAAAGAUUUAUAAGCUGCGAGCCAUACGUAUGUCAAUCUCUUUCAGACCCAACAAUAACCCUUCCACAAGGCCAGCAACGAACCUUGGCCGAAAUUGAGUACGAUUGGCUCGCAGAAGUGAUUGAAAGGAUAUUCCUCCUCAUUUUUAUCAUCCUAUUCCUCAUUUGUGGAGUGGGAACGAACAUGUUUGGCUUCUACCACUGGAUGAUGACCAAACAGAUCGAUAAAAUCGUUCAGUAA